CUCCUAUUUCUGACGUCACGGUAAAUAAACCAAAACAUCAACAAAGUAUCGUGUCGGAUUGUAGUACGAUUGUCAAAAUAGUCAAAGGGUUUUCCUUGUUAAAACGUUGGAUAUCUGGUGAAUAUUUUAGAUAUGGCGUCCGCACAGAAACCCGAAACAUCAGAAGAACUAAAUGAAUCAUGGGUGGAGUUGCAACAAAACCCUUCGAUGGUUUCCUCGUUGCAAGGUGAUCUACCACACUCACAAUCUUCAUACAAUGGAAAUCUAGAAAAAUUGCUUAUUGAAGCUCAGCGAGAAUCCAGAACACCAUCUCGACCAAACAGUAAAGAAUCCUCCACUCGAGGAAGUCCCAAAAGUCCACACAGUCCAAAUAAUGAAUGGGUUGGAGACUGGAGAGAAAAACAGGACCCAGGAACUGAUUGGAUAUGGGACUGGUCAAGCCGUCCAGAAAUUCAGCCAAAUAGUGAUUGGACGGGAAGGUUCAAACAUCCCACAGCAAAACCAGGUCGACAUGGACUAAGUGUGCGUCAUACACGAGUUAUGAAAAAUGGCGUAUUUAGUAUUGAAAAUCUACCUACGUUGCUCUUGACACAUGCCUGCACAUUUUUCUUAGGCGCAGCAAUGAUGUUGAUAUAUGUAAAGAAGUAUUGUAACUGGGCAGUGGUCACUGCCACCCUAGAUUGACUGAGUUGAAGAGGGAUGAUGAUGGGAAGAACUGAAUGGUAGCAUGAAUGUGAAUGCAUGUCAUAUUUCUACAUGUUGUUUGGGCAAACUAAAGACCUUUUGAUUAUUAUAUUCGACACUGUUAUUUAUUUUACUUUUAAACAGCUAACUUUAAUAAGAUGCUUUCUAUGUACAUGUAGUCAUGUAAUCAAUUAUUUUAUUUGAAGAUGGCAUAUUAAAUGUCUUUAGCAUGUGCAUGUACAUUUCGAGGUUUUCGGGAAGGAUGUAAAAUUAAAGUACAUCGAAAAUGAUCUUUUAUUUAUACAUAUUCAUCAUCUUUUACUUUAAAUGGAAAUGUGCAAUUUACUGUAAUUAAGAAAAAAUAAUUAUGUUCAAUGUUAUAUAUGUAUGUCAUAUUAUAUAUAUCUAUUUUAAUAAGUUCUAGUAGCUUGUAAUUAAAUAUAAACACAUAUAUGUGAACUGUUUGUUUUAAACCAUUUAGAAAAUAUUACAAUAGAUAUAGCUGCUUUAAUAAUUGGAAAAGAUUAAAUUUACUGAUAUAUUAUCAAGCUCUAGACAUUUUUUUAUUAAAGAAAAAUAGAUAAGUAAUGUUGAAUGUAUUACAACAGAUUAGAUAAUGGUUAAAACAGUUUAUUUGUCUCAGCAAUUAUUUUUUUCUUUUCCUCUUUAUUAAAAAGAGUCAUAAAUUGUCCUUUAUUUAUAAAUUAAAAUCAAGUUGUGGUGUGGAUUUUUUCCAUCUAAAAAAUACGCCCAGUAGAAAUUUUGAUAUGAAAAUGAUGCAAGGCUCGGAUUUGUAUGUGAACAUUUAUUUUUGAUGUUGAAGUGAACUACAUUGGAUUAUUAAUAUCAUUUGUAAUUGAAUGUAUGAGACUAUAGAAUUACAUGUCUUUUUGAGUGACAUGGUUGAAAGCAAAUUGCUAACAACAAUAUUAGGAAUUCCAUAUUUACCAAUAAAAAAAUACAAGCUUUUAACCGAAUUUUGUAUAAAAUCUAUAUUAAUUGAGGAAUAGCACAUAUUAUAUCCAUUUGAAUAGAAACAUAGAUUUUCCAGUUAUUAUUCUGUGCUACUUUUAAUAUAGUUGCACAAUAAGAAAAUUAAGAUGCCAAAAAACUUCAGCUUAAAUUGAAGCUAUUUAUGGCCUGAAUUGGAUCUCUUAAAUGGCUAUCUAUAUGGUUAUUAAGACUAUGUGAUUGGAAUUUUAUACUAGUUAAUCAUUUGGGUAGUGAUUGUCGUACAGUGAUUGGUAACUAAAAGAGACCCUAUUUAAUUAUAAUAAAGAAUCACGUAAUUAUGCUGCUAUUUAUGAGUAGGUCUCUUCUGUAACAGGUUUUUGACUAGAGAUCUCUGUGUAUUUAUUGUCGUCUGUGACACCAGGGAAUAUUACUAGUAAUCUAUUAUAUUAUAUAAUAAAAAUGGAUGCAAUAGUCACAGAAUUCUAGUCUAACAAUGACAAUUAAACAAUUUAUACAUAAUUUUAUGUAUCAACAUUUACUUAACAUGUUUAUAUUAAUCUAAAACAUAUUUAACAGUGUUCAUUAUUUUAUGCUUGUACAUAUGUUUGCUUUUUAUAAAAUAAAGCAGAAUCUGUAAACCAUGGUACUGAUGUUUUUAAAAUUGUGGAUAUACGAUAAUUUUAAAGAUUUAGUAGAUAACUUAAAUGUUUACCAAAGAUCACUAUUAUUUCUUAUGUGCACCUGUCUUCAAAGCUAAACUUAGGACCAUGCAGUCUUUCACACAAAAAGUUUUGUGGUCAAUAUAUUCAUUAAUGAAUAGGUAUGGAAAUAUUGCAGUGGCAUAUGCUUCAGCAGUUGGAUGUAGAAUUAUUAUAUAGGAGUGAAAUUAUAACAAAGGAACCUGCCGUGUUCAGUUUUAUUAAGAAACCAUCAAUUCUUUUAAUAGUGAAUAUUCCAUAUUAAUGGAAGUUAAUGAUUCAGUUGUGAUAUGUACAAUUUACCUACACAAAAAAUAUUAAUGUGAGCAUUUGUGAUGUUAAAUUUAUGUGUAAAAUGUUUCUGUAUUGGUGCUGGGGAAAUAUACAUGUUUAGAAUUAGCUCUUUGUUUCAUCAAUCAUAACAUAUUGUUGUUUUUUCGAGAUUUGCUCUGUGUAGAUCCUGCAUGUCUUACUUAUGAUUAAAACAUAUCAUUGAUGUGUUA
Molecule: messenger RNA, 2839 nt
Organism: Patella vulgata (common limpet)
Lineage: Eukaryota; Metazoa; Mollusca; Gastropoda; Patellidae
Product: BCL2/adenovirus E1B 19 kDa protein-interacting protein 3
Exons: 6
Coding region: 133-684 (183 amino acids)
Biological process (GO): mitochondrial outer membrane permeabilization; positive regulation of apoptotic process
Cellular component (GO): mitochondrial outer membrane; nucleus; mitochondrial envelope
Source: RefSeq, a predicted model, not a curated record